This is a messenger RNA of Capsicum annuum, 2251 nucleotides long. RefSeq names its product alpha/beta hydrolase domain-containing protein 17B. The transcript is spliced from 7 exons. Bases 404 to 1528 code for a protein of 374 amino acids. The record is from RefSeq and is a predicted model, not a curated record. NCBI's taxonomy places the organism in Eukaryota, Viridiplantae, Streptophyta, Magnoliopsida, Solanales, Solanaceae.
UGAAGGGUGGGAAUAUUAAUUAGCAUAAUUAUUGUCAUCGCAGUAAAAUCAACAUCAUCAAGUAGUGAAACCCAAGCGGACACGUGUCGAUCUACCAACGAGUGGUACAUUAUCGAUCCCGUACAACGGCAGCGUACAACACAUAAUUUUAUAUAACAGCUUUUAUAUACACAUACAUCACACGUGGUCUCUUCCUUCUUAACGCCGGAAAUCCCUCCACUUUUCUAAAUUCUUCUCCGUUCAUAUAGCCGUAGAAUAAUUAUACAUAAACUACAAAUACGUAUCACAUAGAUUUCCCAUUUUUACCAUAAUAGUAUUCUCAACCCUAUCUAAUUAGAGAUAUAAUCUCUAAUUUAUUUAUAUUUAUUCUCUGUAUAGCGUAUACAGGAGCUUUGCUGUAUCAAUGGGAGCGGUGACGUCAUCAAUGGCAGCAAAGUUUGCAUUUUUUCCACCGAAUCCGCCUUCGUACGGAGUGGUGAUGGAAGAAUCGACGGGGAAAUUGAAGUUGACUGAAGUACCGGAGAAGGAAAAUGUCGACGUAUUGAAGCUACAAACGAAGAAGGGAAAUGAGAUUGUGGCCGUGUAUAUUAAGAAUCCGGCGGCGAUUUUGACGGUGCUUUAUUCGCAUGGUAACGCUGCUGAUUUAGGGCAGAUGUAUGAGUUGUUUACUGAACUCAGUCUACAUCUUCGGGUCAAUUUGAUGGGAUAUGACUAUUCAGGAUAUGGGCGAUCCACUGGCAAGCCUAGCGAGCAGAACACUUAUGCUGACAUAGAAGCUGUGUAUAAAAGUCUUAAAGAGACAUAUGGCGUGAAAGAGGAAGAUGUCAUACUAUAUGGACAGUCAGUUGGUAGUGGACCCACACUGGAUCUGGCAUCGCGAUUGUCCAGAUUUAGGGCGGUCGUUCUUCACAGCCCAAUACUCUCCGGACUUCGUGUAAUGUAUCCUGUGAAGCGGACAUAUUGGUUUGACAUAUAUAAGAAUAUUGACAAAAUACCGUUGGUUGAAUGCCCUGUCCUCAUUAUUCAUGGCACUGCAGAUGAUGUAGUUGAUUGCUCCCAUGGCAAACAGCUUUUUGAGCUAUCUAAGCAGAAAUAUGAGCCAUUGUGGGUUAAAACUGGUAACCAUUGUGAUUUGGAGCUCUUCCCGGAGUACAUAAAACAUUUGAAGAAGUUCAUAUCAGCUAUUGAGAAAUCAACUGUUUUUAGAAAUGGAUCUGCACUUUGCAUGGACCAAACAGAUAAACCUCGAAGCAGCACAGAUUGUAGACCCCGGCCAAGCACAGAUCAGAGGGAGAAAUCUAGGCAAAGCACAGACAACAGAGAUGCUAGAACAAGCACAGAUCGAAGAGAUAAAUCCAGAGCUAACAUGGACCGCAAGAGCAAGAGUGUGGAUCUCUCAGAGAAGGCAAAUAAUAAUUCAGAACAACCAGAGAAAGCUAGAAAAAGCAUUGAUCGCUUUGGUGACAUGAUGAGAUCUGCUGUAUUGUGCAAUAUUGAUUGCUUCAAGCCUGUUGGAGCAAACGUCUGAAUAUCUGAUGAAGAGGGCAGACGUUUACUGUGCAAUGAUGCUGGAAUUUCUACCGAGAAUGUGCAUUCAUGCUCCUGAGCUCAACUGAACAUUCCAAUGCAAACACUGGUUGUAUAUACCACAGCGAACCAAUUGAUUUUAGCAUGGUAGUUAUCAAACGGGAUCCUACAAUUUGGAUGAAAUGGGUUAAUAACCAGAUAAAGUGGUGGUUGGGUUAGUUGGUUAUAUGAUCCAUUACACAAUCUUCUUUCAAGUUUUUUUGACCCUUUUUCACCGGAGAUCUACCUAUGUUAAGACAUAGGAGAUCAGUGCUAUAAAGCACACUAGCUCUUUGUGUAGUCAUUCUCUUACACUCAAAUUGUAAGUGGUUAUUUAUAUCAUUUCUUCUCCCCGUGCCUGUGCCAAAUGAGAAAUGUUAUGCUAUGCUUGAAUACCCUGGAGAUUCUAUGUUGCCUGUUACUCCUGGUACUGGAAGCAAACCAAAAUCUUUUGUUGUGGAUUCAUGAAGCACCUAAUCCUGAUGGAACAUCUCCAUUCCUGUACUCUGGUUUGAGGUCGGUUUUGGAGUAAUCAUAGCUGUCUCAUCUUUUCCUCCUACUCUCUCCCCCUCCCCUUCCCCUUUCCCCCUGGGUUUGACAUUUUGGUUUGGGCUUCGUUCGGGUUUCUUGGUAUUGGUAUGUAUUUGGACCGGUUGAAAAUGAAAUUAAAGGAUAUUUUGGUUCA